AUGCUGUAUGGUGGCAUUCCAACCGUUGAACCGACAUCGUUGGUAAAAAUUGAACCAUCCGUCCAUGCCUUCUCCAGGUUUUCCGGCAAAGCGAGGGCCGCUCGUGAAGAACGUCACGGGCCCGUUUUCAUCCGAGCGCCCCCUGGCCGAGUGGAGUUCCUCAACUCGUCCCAGACUGUGGUGCCGUGCGACGUGCAAGGCGUGCCUCGGCCCGACGUCUGGUGGUGGCGCGUCGGCUCCCAGGGACCCGCACCGGACAUUCCGGGCCUGCGUCACGUGCGUGUGCAGGAUGGCGCGCUGGUCUUCUCACCCUUCCGCGCCGAGGACUUUCGCCAGGACAUCCACGCCGCUGUGUACCGAUGCGGCGCGCGGAACAGCGUCGGCUCUAUCGUCAGUGGUGACGUCCAUGUCAGGGCGGCCGUGAACCAGGAGUUCGACGUGCAAGUGUACGACGAGUUCGUCAUCAAGGGCAACACAGGGGUGCUGCGCUGUCAGAUACCGAGCUACGUCAAGGAGUACGUCACCGUAACGUCGUGGGUGCGGGACGAUGGCCUCGUCGUUCACGCCGACUCUGAUUCCGGUGGUCGCUUCACGGUGUUCUCAUCCGGGGAGCUGCACGUCCGCAAGGUGGACCCGACCUCGGACAGCCACCGCAAAUACUACUGCCAAGCCAAGCACAGGCUCACCGGAAAGCUCUUCCGGAGCACAACGGUUGCCAGGCUUAUUAUCAUCGACACGCACGUGAACACGGCGCCGAGGCUGACCGACCGGCGCCCCGUAGUGCGGGCGCGGCAAGGCGAGAACGUGAAGAUCCCGUGCGCGGCUCAGGGCUACCCUGUGCCCUCCUAUUCCUGGCAUCGCGUCGAAGGGGGGUGGCAGGUGGCCCUGGACUCGCCGGCGGGCCGUGUGUCGCAGUCCGACGGCACGUUGCUCUUCAGGCGCGCCCAGGUGUCGGACGGCGGCAAGUACGUCUGCGUCGUCAACAACUCCAUCGGCCAGGAUCGCAUGGAGACGCAACUGGUUGUCACCGCCCCGCUGACCGCCACGGUUCGCCCCCGGCGCACUCUGGCCACCGAAGGUGCGCCGGCCACCCUCAACUGCACCACCACGGGCCACCCAGUGUCAUCGGUGGUGUGGCUUAAGAAUGGACAGCCGGUGUCGUCUCGUGUCAAGAUGCUCACGCGAGAGACACUGCACAUUCCCAAUGUGCUACGCGACGACAAGGGCAUGUACCAGUGCUUCGCUCUUAACGACUACGACUGGGCUCAGGACACUGCCGAAAUCACGCUAGGUGAUGAUCCCCCAGUGCUGACCCAUCGGUUCGCCGAGCAAACAGUGGACCCUGGAGUCCCAGUGUCACUCAAGUGCACUGCUACUGGUGCGCCGCUUCCACAGAUCACGUGGACACUGGAUGGAGAAGCCGUGGCAGAGACCAUGCGGCUACGGAUAGGGGACUUCGUAACCAACGACGGCCAGGUGAACAGCUUCGUGAACCUGACUGCGGCGACAACCGAAGACGGCGGCCGCUACCAAUGCCACGCAAGCAACGACGCCGAAACGGUGUCGCAUGGUGCGAGGCUGAACGUGAGAGGGCCACCUCUGGUGCGAGCCAUGCGCAACGUGUCUGUGCUGGCCGGCCGCACAUUGAUGGUCCACUGCCCAGCCGCUGGUUACCCGCUCAGCCAGAUCCUCUGGUACAAAGGGGACGCCCGGCUGCCGCAGAGCAAGCGCCAGAGCGUGUUCCGGAACGGCACGCUCUCUGUUCAUCGGGUGGAGAGAAGCGGAGACGAAGGCGGCUACCGGUGCGUGGCCACGGGCCCCUCGGGGAAGUCUGCCUCGAGGGAUCUCUACGUCAGCGUCAUGGUGGCUCCCGUGGUGGGUCCGUUCUCGUUCCCCGCCAACUUGAAGGAAGGAAUGCGCGCCAUCGUCACCUGCUCGGUGCUGGAAGGGGACAGCCCCGUCCGCAUCCGCUGGCUCCGGGACGGAGCUCCCCUCGCACCCGACGGCAGAGACGUCAAGGUCGAAUCCAGCAACGAGUUCUCCUCGACGCUCUUUAUCAAAGAGGUGAGCUACAAUCACCGGGGUGAAUACACGUGCGUCGCGUCCAACUCUGCGGCGUCUGCAAACUUCUCCUCCACGAUGGUCGUGAACGUGCCACCGCGGUGGAAAGUUGCUCCGAAAGAAAAAGCUGCAGUGGUCAGUGAAAACGUGGUCAUCGACUGCCAAGCAGAAGGGUCCCCUGCUCCACGGAUCUGGUGGGAGAAGUCGUCAGCUUCACGACCGUCCGAGUACAAAGUGAUCAUCAGCAACUCUCACAUACACGCUCUGGAAAACGGCUCGCUCAUGGUGCGUGAAGCUGAGCGCAACGACAGUGGGUUCUACCUAUGCCAGGCCAGCAAUGGCGUAGGAUCCGGAAUAAGUAAAGUCAUCGACCUCAAAGUCCAUGUGCCCGCCCGCUUUAAAAGCGCCUUCAACUCGAAGACUCUGCAGAAAGGCAACACGGCCCAUAUCAAAUGCGAAGUUUUUGGCGAAAAGCCCCUGGCUAUUGCCUGGAGCAAGAAUGGCCAACCUCUUGCACAAAAACAUGAUCAGAGAUACGACAUAAAAACCAGUGAAGCAGAAGAAAGCCUUACAUCGCAGCUUGAGAUACAAGCCGUCGACAGAAGAGACUCAGCGCUGUUUGCCUGUCUCGGGAGCAACAAACAUGGCCAAGAUGAAACCCGGACGCAGUUGAUUAUACAGGAAACUCCUGGCGCACCGUUCAAUGUGCGAACUUCAGAUGUCACCAGCCGAUCGAUGGUGGUCGCAUGGGACCAACCGUAUAUUGGAAACAGCCACAUCACAUCGUACAGGGUGCAGAGCAAGACGUCAGGCAUGAAAUGGAGUGGCGAUAUCCGAGAGAACAAGGUGCAAGGAACCGUCACAACACUGACGCUCAGAGAGCUGCGGCCUACUACGGCAUACAUCAUUCGAAUCCAAGCUGAAAAUUCUUUGGGGGCUGGUGAUUACAGUCAAGAAGUACAGGUGACGACCGACGAAGAAGCACCAGAAGGCCCUCCACUAAACGUCCAGGCAACCCCAGUUUCCUCAACUACUCUCAAGGUGACAUGGCAGCCACCGAAAAAGGAGUACCAAAAUGGCCUCCUCAAAGGGUACUACGUGGGCUACAAGAAACAUGGGUCGUCGGAUACCUAUGUCUACAAGACUGUCGACACAACAGGGAGUGUGAAAGAGGAGGCUCUGCUCACAUCACUGCAACGCUCCACAAAGUACACGGUGCUGGUACAAGCAUUCAACGAAAAAGGGACUGGUCCACCAUGCGAAGAAAUACAUCUUGAGACCUUUGAGAAUGAUCCACCACCUCCACCAUCGAUGAGUGUCUUCAGCACCAGUUCUUCUUCAAUCCAGUUGCAGUGGAACUCGAACACAAAUGAUGAACCAACUAUAAUGGGUUACUACAUCUACAUCAAGGUGCAACAUGGCACGUGGGAGGAACAUCAGGUUCCUGCUCACCAGACGACACACACCUUUCAAGAUCUUCUUUGUGGAACAAAUUACCAGUUUUAUGUGGCAUCAUUCAACAAGAUGGGCAAGAGUGACCCCAGUGAAGUUAUGUCGGCAAAGACUCAGGGAGGACCACCAGUGGCACCCAAGCGGGAUGCCGUGCUCAGUGUGAAUGGUGCGACGCUAACAGUGCACCUGAGCAGCUGGAGUGCAGCGGGCUGCCCCAUCCAGUCUUUCACAGUGCAGUACCGGGUGCAGGAUGUGGGCGAGGAGGACUGGGUGCUCGUGUCUGACUCAAUUCCAGCCGAGCAAAAAGUGCUUGUGGUGCCUGACCUCGUGCCCGGGAAGUGGUACAUUCUACGUUUGGCGAGCCACAGCGAGGCGGGAACAACCGAACAUGACUAUACCUUCAGCACUUUCACCAGAACUGGAGCUAGCAUUCCUCCCUUGAACAGCCUGGAGGGACGGAAACCAGCAUUUUACAAGAGUGUCAGCAUCAUGGUGCCACUCUUGUGUGUCUUGGCUGUCAUUGUACUCAUCGUGGCUGUACUGGCAUUCAUCAUACCACGGAGACGAAGACAGGCAGUGCCUAACCAUUUCAUUGAUGCGUGCUCUGAAGACAAGAACCUGGAGGCAAUGAGCCUGUCCAUCCUGAAGCAGACCGGGAGCAGCCUGGAGAGUGCCAGCCCCAAUAAGGAGCAGCUCUACUAUCCCUCACCCUACGCCAUGGGUCAGGUGCAGGCACUCGGAAAGCAAGGGGGUGGCUGUACAGACGGGGAGGCAGCAGCAGCUCAGACGCUCAAGAGAACGAGGCGGGAGCACAUCUACGAAGUACCUUACCCAAGAUGGCAGACUGAAGAAGACAACUACUCACAUAUGAGAGAUGGCACCCCAGCUCCUGUGUCCAACAUUUAUCAGACCCCUCGGAAAGCAGGCUUGGCAGCUAGGACGAAUUCAGACUCUGCUGCACAACUAGCCAUGGAGGAACAGCGCCUGUCCAGAGAAAGCAGAAACCAUAGAUUGGGUUUCAAGUCAUCUAGCCUAGCCUCUGACAAUCAUUCUGCUGCGGAUGACAGUGACAGUGAGGGAGCAGCGUACACAUUUCGCCUGACAACCAAUGGAAGUUACGGUGAUCAUCAAGAGAUGUCAGAGGCAGAGUGUGACAGGGAUCAGCACACGAGAGCCAAACACCUGGAAGCAUUGGGUAUUCAUGUCACUCCAGGCUAUGGCAUAACCUGAGACCUACUACAUUCGGAAGAUCUAAAAGAAGUGAGGGAGACGUGUGUGUGAAUCGCUUCAUCUCUCGUGGGUCGUCCUCACAAGACUGCACAGUAACUACGCACUGCGCAAACUCUGCUGCAACCAUUGUGUGUUGGUGACAGUUGCGUCUUGCUCAUCAGCAUUCCUGAAGCACCUAAUUUCAAGACUGCCAGGUGUGCUCUCAAGCUCGGGCGCGAGGACCUAAAGUGCUCUAAAUGGAAGCCUGCAUAUCGUGCCUCAGUGUGAUGAGACAGUGCUGCAUUUUUGUAUGUGAUUGAGGGAAAGAGAGUCUUUUCUCUUGUCAUGGGAAACUA
Dermacentor albipictus is the source of this 5078-nucleotide messenger RNA. NCBI's taxonomy places the organism in Eukaryota, Metazoa, Arthropoda, Arachnida, Ixodida, Ixodidae. The record is from RefSeq and is a predicted model, not a curated record.